Pelobates fuscus (common spadefoot toad) is the source of this 1945-nucleotide messenger RNA. It is a transcript of the gene CMPK1, whose product is annotated as cytidine/uridine monophosphate kinase 1. Gene Ontology annotation, biological process: 'de novo' pyrimidine nucleobase biosynthetic process; UDP biosynthetic process; CDP biosynthetic process. The record is from RefSeq and is a predicted model, not a curated record. Gene Ontology annotation, cellular component: nucleus; cytoplasm. The transcript has 6 exons. NCBI's taxonomy places the organism in Eukaryota, Metazoa, Chordata, Amphibia, Anura, Pelobatidae. Bases 33 to 767 code for a protein of 244 amino acids. Gene Ontology annotation, molecular function: ATP binding; UMP kinase activity.
CCUCAGCAGCCAGCCGCUUCCUUCUGCUCUGUAUGCAUUACCGCCUGCCGGCGUGCGCCCGCUCCGUGUUACUGUGUGCCCGCCGCCUGCCCAGCUCGGUGCCCGGCUCUCUGACCCCGUGUGCCCGCCGCCUGCCCUACUCUCUGACCCCGUGUGCCCGCUCGCUGUGUGUCGCCAUGAAGCCGCUCGUUGUGUUUGUUCUCGGUGGACCCGGGGCCGGGAAGGGCACCCAGUGCGAGAGGAUUGUGCAGAAAUAUGGCUAUACCCACCUGUCAGCCGGAGACCUUUUGCGUGAUGAAAGAAAGAAGCCAGACUCCCAGUUCGGGGAGCUCAUCGAGACUUAUAUAAAAGAUGGGAAGAUUGUUCCUGUUGAGAUCACUAUCAGCCUGCUUCAAAGGGCUAUGGAACAGACAAUGGCUGAACAUUCCGACAAGAAUAAAUUCCUCAUUGAUGGUUUCCCCAGGAACGAAGACAACCUGCAGGGAUGGGAAAAGACCAUGAAUGGCAAAGCAUCCGUGACUUUUGUGCUCUUCUUUGAUUGUGACAAUGAGACUUGCAUUGAUCGAUGCCUGGAGCGAGGGAAAAGCAGUGGAAGAAGUGAUGACAACAGGGAGAGCUUAGAAAAGAGAAUUCAAACAUACCUGCAGUCCACCCGGCCUAUUAUUGAUCUGUACGAGAAGACCGGGAAAGUCCGGAAAGUGGAUGCUUCUAAAUCUGUUGAUCAGGUUUUUGCAAAAGUCCAAGAAAUAUUUGACAAAGAAGGAUAACUAUUAUUUUGGGGAAUAAACUUCCAGCCAUGUAUGGAUCAAGCUUUUCCAGUUCUUUUCUUUAUUUUCAGGUUUCUUUUAUAUAUAUAUAUAUUUUUUUUUUUAUGUACAAAUAUGCAAUUGGGUUGUUUGUUUUAAAUUUCCUUGUCUGCCAGUCUCAACAGAUUAUCUUCCACUGUCACCACUACAGAGUGAGAUUGUAUUUUGUGGGUUCAUGCCAAAAAGAAAAUAAACCCUUGCACUGAUGUCAUUUUUUUUAGUUCUGCGGAGCUUUGACCAUGCAAACCUCAAAUGGCAACAGCUUGAGUUAUUUAUUUAGAAAGCAGUGUAGGUUCUGCUUCGUGUUUGACCCCUCUGUUCUAUCCAGUGCUCUUUAAAACACCCCAUCCUUGCACCUUUAAAAGACCCUUUUUAUUUACUUGCAGUAAAGUAUUGCAUUGUGACCCAUGUAUAUGCUCUCACUUUUUUGUAAUGUAUUUGCCCAUUCAAUUGACUCUUAGUUGAAGCAAAAUCUACCUCUGAUCACGGUGCACACAAUCGCAUAUUGGCCUCCUUGGAUGUCAACAAGGUUUAACUCUCUUAAACCUCUAUCAGGUUGAGGUCUAAAAUACUUCAUAAUAAAACAUUUAAUACGCGAGCAACAAUUUUACUUUCACUGAUUUUAAAUGCAUUAGAAGGUUCUGUAUUCUUGAAUGUCACUGAUGUUACAACUUGUUUGUCUCUACAAUCAUUCAGGAUGGUUGGUAAACUGACCAUACCAGUGAUUUUUAGCACAGUACGCAAAAGGUCUCAAAUGACCUAGGUUUUAUCAGUCUCACCGCUAGAACAGAAAAAGCCAAAUGAAAUAUUGGGCUGUUUGGUGGUUCUUAUCCUGGGCCUUAUCUGUUAACUUUAUGGUGGUAAAACAUAAUCUUGCCAAUACUGGAAUAUUUAAACAUAUGUUGAAACAUUGUGUACCGCAGUACUAGACGCAUGGGAUCUGUAAUGUAAGCAUGAAAGUUGGCAAACUCCAUAAACAUAUCCACAAACCAUCCAUAGCUGAUCUUGUAUACAGAUGUCUGUAUGCUCCUUUGAACAUUGCAGUAGGUUAAGGAACUAAGAUAAGCUUAGGAUAUGAGAGCAUUGUAAAAUGUGUUUAAUAAAAAUCUCAAUUGAAUGAAUAAAUAUCACUGUUCCUA